This is a messenger RNA of Pimephales promelas (fathead minnow), 2786 nucleotides long. Its product is annotated as heat shock 70 kDa protein. Gene Ontology annotation, molecular function: ATP-dependent protein folding chaperone; ATP binding. Lineage: Eukaryota; Metazoa; Chordata; Actinopteri; Cypriniformes; Leuciscidae. The record is from RefSeq and is a predicted model, not a curated record.
CCGGGUGCGAGCUGUGGUGUAUUUAAAGAGCGGAUGGAUGGCAGAAAUCGAAAUUCAUCAGAAGAGCGAACUCAGAAGCAAGCGAUAAAACCCCAGUUUGAAUUGACUUUUUCCCGCGACGAGGUGUAAAUUAAUUAAUAUUGAAGAAUCACUCUACUACGAUUUUACUAGAAACCAAACAUGUCAUCAGCAAAAGGAGUAGCCAUUGGAAUUGACCUGGGCACCACCUACUCCUGUGUGGGGGUGUUUCAGCAUGGAAAAGUGGAGAUCAUCGCCAAUGACCAGGGAAACAGAACAACACCCAGCUAUGUUGCCUUCACUGACACUGAGAGGCUCAUUGGAGAUGCUGCUAAAAACCAGGUGGCCAUGAACCCCAACAACACCGUGUUUGAUGCCAAGAGGCUGAUUGGCAGGAAGUUUGAUGACCCAGUAGUGCAGUCUGACAUGAAGCACUGGUCCUUCCAAGUCAUCAGUGAUAGCGGAAAGCCAAAGGUUCAAGUCGAAUACAAAGGAGAAAACAAGACAUUUAAUCCUGAAGAAAUUUCCUCUAUGGUCCUGGUGAAGAUGAAGGAGAUUGCUGAAGCUUAUCUGGGGCAGAAGGUGACAAAUGCAGUUAUCACAGUUCCUGCCUAUUUCAAUGACUCGCAGAGGCAAGCCACUAAAGACGCUGGAGUGAUCGCUGGGCUCAAUGUCCUCAGAAUCAUCAACGAGCCCACCGCUGCAGCCAUCGCCUACGGCCUUGACAAAGGCAAAGGAGCAGAACGCAACGUCCUGAUCUUUGACCUGGGUGGAGGCACCUUUGACGUGUCCAUCCUGACCAUUGAAGAUGGCAUCUUUGAGGUGAAAGCCACAGCCGGAGACACUCAUCUGGGUGGCGAGGACUUUGACAACCGCAUGGUGAAUCACUUUGUAGAAGAAUUCAAGAGGAAACACAAAAAGGACAUCAGUCAGAACAAGAGGGCACUGAGGAGGCUGCGGACAGCGUGUGAGCGAGCCAAGAGAACCCUCUCCUCCAGCUCUCAGGCCAGCAUUGAGAUCGACUCGCUGUACGAGGGCAUCGACUUCUACACGUCCAUCACCAGAGCACGCUUUGAAGAGAUGUGCUCAGACCUCUUCAGGGGAACACUUGAGCCUGUGGAGAAAGCCCUGAGAGACGCCAAGAUGGACAAGUCUCAGAUUCAUGAUGUCGUCCUGGUUGGUGGAUCAACAAGAAUCCCAAAGAUCCAGAAGCUCCUGCAGGAUUUCUUCAACGGCAGGGACUUGAACAAGAGCAUCAACCCAGAUGAGGCAGUGGCUUACGGUGCAGCGGUGCAAGCCGCCAUCCUCAUGGGUGACACAUCUGGAAAUGUCCAGGACCUGCUGCUGCUGGAUGUUGCGCCACUGUCUUUGGGCAUCGAGACUGCAGGUGGAGUCAUGACAGCCCUCAUCAAACGCAACACCACCAUCCCCACCAAACAGACCCAGACCUUCACCACCUACUCAGACAACCAGCCUGGUGUCCUGAUCCAGGUGUAUGAGGGAGAGAGGGCCAUGACAAAAGACAACAACCUGCUGGGUAAAUUUGAGCUCACAGGAAUUCCACCUGCACCACGUGGUGUCCCGCAGAUUGAAGUGACCUUUGACAUUGACGCCAAUGGAAUCCUGAAUGUGUCAGCGGUGGACAAAAGCACUGGAAAAGAGAACAAGAUCACCAUCACCAAUGACAAGGGCAGACUGAGCAAAGAGGAGAUCGAGAGAAUGGUGCAGGACGCAGACAAGUACAAAGCUGAAGAUGAUCAGCAAAGAGAGAAGAUUGCUGCCAAAAACUCCCUGGAGUCGUACGCCUUCAACAUGAAGAGCAGUGUGGAAGAUGAGAACCUGAAAGGCAAGAUCAGCGAGGAUGACAAGAAGAAAGUCAUUGAGAAAUGCAACGCCGCCAUCAGUUGGCUAGAGAACAACCAGCUGGCUGAUAAGGAGGAGUAUGAACAUCAGCUGAAGGAGCUGGAGAAAGUCUGCAACCCAAUCAUCACUAAGCUUUAUCAGGGAGGGAUGCCAGCUGGAGGCUGUGGAGCUCAGGCACGUGGCGGAUCAGGGGCCGCUUCCCAGGGACCAACUAUUGAAGAGGUGGAUUAAAGUUAUGGACUAAUGUCAUGUGUCAGUUAGAAGAACUCUCUUAAACUUUGAGCAAGGAUUUUUAAAAUGAUAUUGCUGCUCUAACAGUCCUGUUUUGUUAUGUAUGAACCAUAAACCACUGUAUUUUAUGUACUCAAUUUGUAUAUAUUUGUAUAUACUGUUACGAUGUAAAUAAUACAAGCAUGAUUAUCUUUAAUGGACAAUGAACAUUGUUCAUUUUUUUAUUAAAUAUGAAAUGUUUUCUCAUUAAAAGGUUAGUCAUGUGGUUUAGUAAAGUGAAGUGCACUCUUUUUUACACUCUUCUCAAACAGGCUUGCUACCAUAUGAAAUGAUCAUAUAAAACAUGAUGCACUUUUUUUUAAUUUGUUAAUACAAGUUCAGCUGAGUUUGAAUGUUACUCACUCACCCGCUACUCAGUUUGACCCUUCAUUCUACUUUUUAAGGUGCAACAGAUUUCAAACAAUUUACUGAACUUUGUGGUUUGUGUUCCUGGUACAGAACUGUAAGAGUUUUAAUAUAUUGUGAAGAUAUAAUGAAGAAAUGUUGUUGUUUUGUUAUGAAGGCAAAAAAUGUAUUAAUCUCACCCUAAACUAGACUGCAAGACAAAUCAUGUUAAUGAAAAUAUUACACUAAAGUAGAAUGUGCCAAAAAUAAACUUUAUUAAAUUUUCCUAU